AUGAGUGACAAGCAAUCGAAUGAGUCAAGCUCCUCCGAGGGAGUGCAGCCCUACGUUCGUGAGGGCCGACAAGAAAGUGUCCAUUCCGGUGAAGAGGAACAAGGUUUGCUGAGAACCAUUUCUGAGUACAAUGACGAGACGGUCACGUCUGGUGAAGCCCGAGAAAACGAACGUGUUCGGGAGGAAGAUUUGGAAAAGGGCAUCAAACCCCCAGGCCCUCCUCCAAAGUACCCUCUGUUUUCGAAGGAGAACAAGGGGAUGAGAAUGAAGGUGAUCAAGCAGUACGUCGUUGUCAUAGUGGCUCUCUGGGUCUUCAUUCUGAGUGUGUGGCCGAUCUAUUGGGGGUCCAUGUACAAGAGAGACGGCAGAUUGGUCAACUUACAUUAUCUAGUUGCCGUGGAAGAGGACCGGGCCGCACCGAUCUCUCAGGCUUUAUACUUGGCAACCCAGCACCCGGAUAUGCAGAAGUUAGCCACAUGGAACUUUGAGUCUAACUUGAGCGAAGCAGACGUCCAAAAAAUGAUCCAUGACCAGAAGUACUGGGCUGCCAUCUACGUUACCCAAAACAACGUUUCCCAGAGUUUGACAGAUGCUUUCACCUCCGCUGAAAACAUUGACACCAGGGAUUUUGUCCGUUCUCUCUAUGAGACGGCCCGUGACCCCUCUACAAUGGAGGGUAUUGUCAGCCCCACUGUUUUCAGAUUUGAGUCUUACUUCCAGGAGGCCCUCCAAACAGAGAUCUAUCCUCCGCUCAUCAAAAAUUUGACCAGCGAACAGUUUGCCAAGCUACAAAACACCAACGUGUUGACGUCUUACCCAAUCAUCCAGUCCACCGAUGCCAUUCCUGUUGAACCAGUCACAAACGGCCCUCUUCAAGUCGGGUUGAUUUACAUUAUCAUUAUCACUUUUUUCGAGGUCAUGUGGAUGGCACAGUUGUACGGCACGGUCGCUAAGUCUGCCAUUACUAUCCACUACAUUCUGUUCAGAAUGCUUCUCUCUCAGUUAAAUUACUUGCUCAUCUCCUUAGCUUUUACUUGCUUGAACGCUGCCUUCCAGAUCAAGAUGGACAACUCCUGGUCAGGCGGGUUCGGUGUCUUCUGGAUGGUGUCGUAUUUGACCAUGGCAGCUGUUGGAGGGGCCAACCAGAACGUCGGUUUGAUUUUGUUUGCAUUCUACAGAUUCACUUACGCUAUGCCAAUUAAGAACGCUUACGAAUUGAUGAAGGUUACUUUGUUUGACACCUCGCGCAAAGAUCUCGGCAGAUAUUUUGGUAUUCUUGUUGCUUGGAUCGUGCUGAACAAUAUACUCUUGCCUUUGUGUAUGGCUUUCUUCUCGUGGACCAUGAAGAAGAAGAUCAUGAAGGAAAUCAAAAGCAAGAACGCCGCUAAGAAAAAUUAA
Molecule: messenger RNA, 1398 nt
Organism: Pichia membranifaciens NRRL Y-2026
Lineage: Eukaryota; Fungi; Ascomycota; Pichiomycetes; Pichiales; Pichiaceae
Exons: 2
Coding region: 1-1398 (465 amino acids)
Cellular component (GO): membrane
Source: RefSeq, a predicted model, not a curated record